Messenger RNA from Sesamum indicum (sesame), 2561 nucleotides. RefSeq names its product glycosyl hydrolase family 81 protein. Lineage: Eukaryota; Viridiplantae; Streptophyta; Magnoliopsida; Lamiales; Pedaliaceae. Gene Ontology annotation, molecular function: endo-1,3(4)-beta-glucanase activity. The record is from RefSeq and is a predicted model, not a curated record.
UGCUUCCCGAAACUUAGCGCAACUGACAAUUCGGUCCAUAAAUUUCCGAACUUUGUUCAAACUAAACCCAUGUUGAAGAAAAUUAGACGAAGAGUCAAAACCAUUAUCACCAAGCCUUUUAAGAAGAAACCCCCCCCAAGAAAGCCGCCUCACAGCUCCUCCCCUUCCCCACCACCCUCCUCGUCUGUGUCGCCAUCUCCACCACCGCCGCAAACCGUCGAGAUGCACCGUUCCCGCCCAUUCCUCUUCCCUCAAGCUCAAUCCACGGUCCUCCCUGAUCCCUCCCCAUUCUUCGCCCCUCAACUCCUCUCCACCCCUUUGCCCACUAACUCAUUUUUCCAGAAUUUUGUCCUUAAGAGUGGCGAUCAACCCGAAUACUUCCAUCCAUAUAUGAUCAAGUCGUCUCAGUCUGCUCUUGCACUCUGUUUCCCAUCUCUGUUCAAGAACCCCGCCUUCAUCUACCAGAUUUUCGUUUCUGAUCUCAUCAUUUCUACGUUGGACAACCCCAAUCCGAAUGCCAACCACGUCAUAUCUUCGUUUACUGACCUCAGUGUCACUCUUGACUUCCCUUCUAGCAAUCUUAGAUUUUUUCUUGUUAGAGGGAGUCCCUUUCUGACUUGUAAUGUUAUGAGGGAUGUCGCGCUCUCGAUUUCAACUAUUCAUGCCAUUCUUGAAUUGUCCCCAAACAGUUCUUGCACUAAGUACACCAUUAAGCUGAAUAACAAUCAGACCUGGCUGCUUUAUGCCUCGUCUCCGAUAAGUCUCAGCCAUGACAUCAAUACUAUCACUUCUAGUGUGUUUUCUGGUGUAGUUAGGAUUGCAGCAUUGCCCGAUGCUGGCACAAAAUUCGAGGCGGUUCUUGAUCGGUUCAGUUCAUGUUACCCUGUGAGUGGUGAUGCUGUUUUCACCAAGCCUUUCUCUUUGGAGUAUAUAUGGGCUAAGAGAGGUUGGGGAGAUUUGUUAAUGCUUGCACAUCCUCUCCAUCUUAAGCUUCUCUCGGACAGUGAUUGUUCAGUUUCUGUUCUGGAGGAUUUUAAGUACAACAGUAUUGAUGGAGAGCUUGUUGGUGUUGUAGGAGAUUCUUGGGUUUUGAAAAGUGAUCCUGUAUCUGUUACUUGGCAUUCAAUUAGGGGGGUUGAGGAGGAUUCGUACUCUGAAAUAAUCAAAGCACUUAUCAAAGAUGUUGAGCAACUGGAUGCUAGUGCAAUAUCAACUUCAUCAUCUUACUUCUAUGCGAAAUUGAUUGCUAGGGCUGCAAGGCUGGCAUUAAUAGCCGAAGAAGUAUGCUAUCUCGAUGUAAUUCCAGCUAUUAGGAAGUUCUUGAAGGAUACAAUUCAACCCUGGUUGGAGGGGACUUUUGGUGCUAAUGGUUUUCUGUAUGAUGGAAAAUGGGGUGGAAUUGUGACUAAACAAGGAGCAGUGGAUUCAGGCGCUGAUUUUGGUUUUGGAGUUUAUAAUGAUCACCAUUAUCAUCUUGGCUACUUUGUAUAUGGGAUUGCUGUACUCGCCAAGAUUGAUGCUGCUUGGGGAAGGAAGUACCGGCCACAAGCUUACGCUCUGAUGGCUGAUUAUAUGAACUUAAGCAGGCGAGCAAACUCAAACUAUGCCCGUCUGAGGAAUUUCGACUUUUGGAAAUUGCAUUCUUGGGCAGGAGGGUUGACUGAGUUUGCGGAUGGUCGUAAUCAGGAGAGCACAAGUGAGGCAGUGAAUGCAUAUUAUUCAGCGGCUCUAAUGGGGUUGGCCUAUGGGGACAGCCACCUUGUUUCUAUAGGAUCAACUAUAUCAGCUUUCGAAAUUCAGGCAGCACAAACUUGGUGGCAUGUGAAAGAGGAGGACACUUUAUAUACAGAAGAAUUUACCAGAGAGAACAGAGUUGUUGGAGUAUUAUGGGCUACCAAAAGGGAUAGUGGCCUUUGGUUUGCUCCAGCUGACUGGAGAGAGUGUAGAUUGGGCAUUCAACUACUUCCUAUACUGCCCAUUAGUGAAACUCUAUUCUCUGAUAUACAGUUUGUCAGACAGCUUGUGAGAUGGACUUGGCCAGCGCUGGCAAGGGAAGGCGUUGGAGAAGGGUGGAAAGGUUUCCUGUAUGCAUUGCAAGGGAUUUAUGACAAAGAGGAAGCUCUAGUUAAUAUCAGGAACUUAAAUGGGUACGAUGAUGGGAAUUCACUCACAAAUCUUCUAUGGUGGAUUCAUAGCAGGGAUGAUCGAGAAGAAAGAUGUGACAGAGGAGGUACUUUUUGCUGGUAUCGACACUAUUCUCAUUGAAUACACGAUUCUUUUAAGAUGAUCGGAUGGAAUAAGAGGAUCAAACAUAAAAAUUUCUUCACAGAUCAUAAAACUCCUGUUUUGAUGUAUCCCACACGAUCUCAAACAUUUAUUUCAUACUGUACACGAUACUUAUUGAUAGUUUACGUAUUGCCAUAGCGGUUUUCUACUUAAUAGUGAGUCCAUGAUCUGCGAUGGACGUUUGAAAUCGUAGAUGCUUGUAGAAUAGUAAUGAAAGUUUACGAAACAUACCAUUAUCCUAUUUUAAGAUGAUAAGCUGUGAAUUUGCACUUUAA